CCAGUCUCCAGCCCCCAAAUCAAAUAUUUGCCUCAAGCAGGAACACACCCUUCCGCCCUAGCAUCCAUCCAAUUCUACAGUUCACCGUUCUUCCAUUUCCAACCCAUCCAGCCCGUUCAGUUUUUUCAGGAACAUUUGUAAAGAAUUUGCUUAUAUUAUGUAUAGAUAGAAGAUAGAUGAAGUUUCAACCAGUUACAGAGCAUGACGCUAUCAGUUUGUAGGACCUUUUUGCGUUCUUUUUGUUCAUCUGAUGCAACAACCUCUUUGCUUCAUUCCCUAUCUGGUUCUGCAGCUUUGAAUGUACCGUCUACAAAAUAUCUUGGUUUCGCUAAGAAUGCCACAGUUUUCCAUGCCUUGCAAAGAUAUACAACCUCCACCCUGACUCCUGAUUCAGGUGAUGGUGAAUUCCCCCCAGAUUUGUUGACAAAGAAGUGUGUUAUGGAACCUGAACGUAAAAUUGGGCUCUGUCAAGAUCUGGUUGUUCCAGUAACAGACUUCCAUAGUGGAGAUAGAGGCUUAAUGGUGUUAGCAGGUGAUGUUUUUGAUGUACCCAUUAGGAAGGACAUUAUACAUCGUGUUGUGAGAUGGCAGCUUGCCAAACGUCAACAGGGAACUCAUUCAACUAAAACUAUUAGCGAGGUCAGUGGGACAGGAAGGAAGCCUUAUCCACAGAAGGGUACUGGUCGAGCAAGGCAUGGAACACUCCGUGGCCCUCAGUUUCGUGGCGGCGCUACUAUGCAUGGCCCAAAGCCCAGGAGUCAUGCUAUCAAGCUGAACAAAAAGGUUCGUCGGUUGGGUCUCAAGAUUGCUUUAUCCGCUCGUGCAGCAGAGGGAAAGCUGAUGGUAUUUGAGGAUAUGGAUAUACCUUCACACAAAACCAAGAAUAUCGUCAGUUAUGUCCAGAAAAUGGAGAAUACCAAGAAAGUCUUGCUUGUCGAUGGGGGCCCCAUCAGUGAAAACCUGAAGCUAGCCACUCAGAAUCUGCAUUAUGUCAAUGUGUUGCCUUCGGUUGGUUUAAAUGUUUACAGUAUUCUUCUACAUGACAGAUUAGUAAUGUCGCGUGAUGCAGUAAAUAAGAUAGUCGAGCGGAUGCACACUCCGAUUAAUCGCUAGAGGAGCUUAUCAAGACGAUGAUGAAAUGCGGGUAGAGUUUUUUUUCUUCUUCUUGAAAUUUGAAAGUAUUUGGUACCUAAAAAACGUCAUAUUUUACAAUAUGGACUUUGUUGCCCCGUAAGACUUGUUUGACCAAAUGAAGCUACUCUCCCCAUCCGAAAGUUAUCUUCUCACAAACAAACGAAGGUACUGUCCCUCUCCAAAAAUUAUCUUCCCACCUAUCAUUAUGUUGUCCCAAGAUCAUCUUCUCAUUGCCUUUGUAGGUAAUUUGCACUUGAAUAAAUUCACUUCCAUCCU
Cuscuta campestris is the source of this 1410-nucleotide messenger RNA. The record is from the annotation of a GenBank genome assembly. Lineage: Eukaryota; Viridiplantae; Streptophyta; Magnoliopsida; Solanales; Convolvulaceae.